CAUGCCCGAGCCGCCGGCCGCAGCGCAGGACGGCGAGCGGCCCCGGCGGGGCCCGGCCGCGGAGGAGCGAGCGGAACCGGCGGCCCCCACCGGCGUCCUGGAUAAACUCUUCGGGAAGCGGCUGCUCCAGGCCGGGCGCUACAUCAUGUCCCACAAGGCCUGGAUGAAGACGGUGCCCACGGAGAACUGCGAUGUGCUCAUGACAUUCCCGGACACCACGGAUGACCACACGCUGCUGUGGCUGCUGAACCACAUCCGCCUGGGCAUCCCCGAGCUCAUCGUGCAGGUGCGGCACCACAAGCACACGCGCGCCUACGCCUUCUUCGUCACCGCCACCUACGAGAGUUUGCUGCGCGGGGCGGACGAGAUCGGGCUGCGGAAGCCGGUGAAGGCGGAGUUCGGGGGCGGCAUGCGCAGCUUCUCGUGCGAGGAGGAUUACAUCUACGAGAACAUCGAGAACGAGCUCGGCUUCUUCACCUCGCAGGAGCGGCAGAACAUCAUCAGGUACUGGCUGGAGAACCUGCGGGCCAAGCAGGGAGAGUCCCUGCACAACAUCCACUUCCUCGAAGGACAGCCCAUCAUCCCGGAGCUGGCCGCACGGGGGGUGAUCCAGCAGCUCUUCCCGCUGCACGAGCAGAGGAUCCUCAAGCGCCUGAUGAAGUCCUGGGUGCAGGCGGUGUGCGAGGCGCAGCCCCUCGAUGACAUCUGUGACUAUUUUGGGGUGAAGAUCGCCAUGUACUUCGCCUGGCUGGGCUUCUACACCUCGGCCAUGGUGUACCCGGCCGUCUUCGGCUCCAUCCUCUACACCUUCACCGACAGCGACCAGUUGGUGCCAUCCGUCCCCCAGACCAGCCAGGACAUCUCCUGCGUGGUCUUCGCCAUCUUCAACGUCAUCUGGGCCACGCUGUUCCUGGAGGAGUGGAAGCGCCGCGGCGCCGAGUUCGCCUACAAAUGGGGCACGCUGGACACCCCCGCGGAGUCCAUCGAGGAGCCCCGGCCCCAAUUCCGGGGGAUGAAGCGGAUCAGCCCCGUGACCAGCGCGGAGGAAUUUUAUUAUCCCCCCUGGAAGCGGCUCCUGUUCCAGAGCCUCGUCAGCCUCCCCGUCUGCCUCGCCUGCCUCUGCCUCGUCUUCCUCCUCAUGCUCGGCUGCUUCCAGCUCCAGGAGCUGGUGCUGAGCAUCCCGGAGCUGCCGCGCAUCCUCCGCUUCCUGCCCAAAAUCAUCCUGGCCGUCAUUGUCACCGCCUGUGACGAGCUCUACAAGAAAGUGGCCUUGUGGCUCAAUGACAUGGAGAAUUAUCGGCUGCAGAGCGCCUACGAGAAACACCUCAUCAUCAAAAUCGUCCUGUUCCAGUUCGUCAAUUCCUACCUGAGCCUUUUCUACAUCGGAUUCUACCUCAAGGACAUGGAGCGGCUCAAGGAGAUGCUGGCCACGCUGCUGAUCACGCGCCAGUUCCUGCAGAACGUGCGGGAGGUGUCGCAGCCCCACCUGUACCGGCGCCUCCACCGCGGCGACCUCAACCUGCGCAGCCUCCGCCAGCUCGCCCACGCCCUGCUCUGCCUGCUCGCCCCGCGGCGACCCCCGCAAGCCCCUGCCGAGGGGUCCCGGGGCGAGAAGAAAUGUCUGAACGGAGGGUGCGGGGUGCCGGAGGAGGAGGAGGAGGAAGAGGAGGAGCGGCGCGGCUCGGACUCGGAGGAGGAGAGCGCGCUGGACUGCGGGCUGAAGCUGAAGAAGGUGAGCUUCAUCGAGCGUGGCGAGCGGCGAGCCGAGCCCGCUGGCCCCGAGGACGAGCCUUUCCUCGAGGAGGGCAGCCCCACCAUGGUGGAGAAGGGCAUGGACCCCGCCGCCGUGUUCGAGCUGUGCGAGGAGGAGGACGAGGCCGAAGGAGCGCCCGGGAGCCCCGCGAGGGCGGCGACGGAGCCGGCGGGGCUGGCGAGGGUGGCGAGGAGGAGGAGGGAGGAGGAGGAGGGAGAGGAGGAAGGGAGGAAGCGCAACCGCGCGUCCUGGAUCGACCCCCCCGAGGAGGAUUACUCCACGCAGCUGACGCAGGCCGAGGUGGAGAGCUGCAUGAAGAAGUACGAGGACACCUUCCAGGACUACCAGGAGAUGUUCAUCCAGUUCGGCUACGUGGUGCUGUUCUCCUCGGCCUUCCCGCUGGCCGCCAUGUGCGCCCUGGUCAACAACGUCAUCGAGAUCCGCAGCGACGCCUUCAAGCUCUGCACGGGGCUGCAGAGACCCUUCGGCCAGCGCGUCCAGAGCAUCGGCCAGUGGCAGAAGGUGAUGGAGGCCAUGGGUGUCCUGGCCAUCGUGGUCAACUGUUACCUGAUCGCCCAGUGCGGGCAGCUGCAGAGGCUCUUCCCGUGGCUCAGUCCCGAGGGAGCCAUCGUGUCCGUGGUGGUGCUGGAGCACUUCGCCCUGCUCCUGAAGUACGUCAUCCAGGUGGCCAUUCCCGACAUUCCCGCCUGGGUGGCCGAGGAGAUGGCCAAGCUGGAGUACCAGCGCCGCGAGGCCUUCAAGAAGCACGAGCGGCAGGCCCAGCACCACUUCCAGCAGCAGCAGCGCCGCAAGCGCGAGGAGGAGGAGCGGCAGCGCCACGCGGAAUUCCAGGCGCGCAAGGAGCGCGAAUCCAGCCGGGACGAGCCCACCAAGCCCGAGGCCACCGGGCAGGACCCGGCGCACGACAAAAACCCAGGAAAAGGGAAAAGCUCCGGCGGCUCCUCCUCGCACGGCCCCGACAAGCCCAAGAGGCCCAGCUCGCUGCUGGCCACCAACAACGUGAUGAAGCUCAAGCAGAUCAUCCCCCUGCAGGGCAAAUUCCUGUCCGGUGGCACCGCCGCGGGUGGCACCGCCACCGCCCGCUCGCCGCAGUCACCGACGGGCAGCGAGAACAAACUGCCGGGAUUCCUGAGCUUCAAAUUCCUCAAAUCCCCCGAGACUAAGCGGGACGCGGGCACCGAGAAGGUGCAGUCGCCCACCAAGCCCUUCAACCCCGGCAAGCUGUUUAAUUUCGGCAAGUCCGAAGGGCUCGGUGCCAACGGGGGCACUGCCGGAGCGUCCCCGCAGCCCCGGGCAGGGCCCUCGGCGGACGCGGUGCCCGGGAAGGCGCAUCUCAACGAGGAAGGGGCACGGGAGGAGCAGGAGAGCCGGGCGGAGGAGGAGGGCGGCGGUGCCCGGCUCUGA
Messenger RNA from Corvus hawaiiensis (hawaiian crow), 3178 nucleotides. It is a transcript of the gene ANO8, whose product is annotated as anoctamin 8. The coding region runs from base 2 to 3178 and encodes 1058 amino acids. Gene Ontology annotation, molecular function: chloride channel activity. The transcript has 17 exons. The record is from RefSeq and is a predicted model, not a curated record. Gene Ontology annotation, cellular component: plasma membrane. Lineage: Eukaryota; Metazoa; Chordata; Aves; Passeriformes; Corvidae. Gene Ontology annotation, biological process: chloride transmembrane transport.